Coregonus clupeaformis (lake whitefish) is the source of this 7904-nucleotide messenger RNA. RefSeq lists its product as uncharacterized. Bases 29 to 7426 code for a protein of 2465 amino acids. Lineage: Eukaryota; Metazoa; Chordata; Actinopteri; Salmoniformes; Salmonidae. Gene Ontology annotation, biological process: microtubule-based movement. The record is from RefSeq and is a predicted model, not a curated record. Gene Ontology annotation, molecular function: ATP binding; microtubule binding; microtubule motor activity. The transcript has 26 exons.
GGUGAUUUGGACGAAAGUGCUCCGUGCCAUGGCGUCAGUGCGUGUGGCUGUUCGUGUUCGACCGUUGAUCAAAAGAGAAAAGGAAAUGUCUGCGACGGUCAUUAUCCACAUAGAGGGGAGCACCACUUCUAUAGACUGCAACAAAAAGCACAUAUCCAAAUGCAUCCCUGGCACUGGGCUGAAGGACAGAGGCAGACAUUCAUUCUCCUAUGAUUUCUCCUACGAUUCUACUGAUGUCGGAAGCCCCAACUUUGUGCCUCAGGAGAAGGUGUUUAAAGACUUGGGCUGUGAUGUCCUGGAGGCAGCGUUUGGUGGUUACAAUGCCUGUGUGUUCGCCUAUGGACAGACGGGAUCAGGGAAGUCUUAUACCAUGAUGGGAAGCCCAGGAGAUAUAGGUCUGAUUCCACGGAUCUGUGAAGGCCUGUUCUGUCAGAUAUCAGAGAAGAGCCAGGGGGAUGGGGCCUCCUUCCGCACAGAGGUCAGUUACCUGGAGAUCUAUAACGAGCGUGUGCAAGACCUUCUCACGACUAAGAAGAGCCCAGAGAACGGGUCAGGACUCAAGGUCAGAGAACACCCCAAGGAUGGGCCGUAUGUGGAGGACCUGUCGAAGCACCUGGUUCAGAACUACAGGGAUAUAGAGAAGCUGUUGCAUGCUGGGAACGCCAAACGCACCACGGCGAGCACAGGCAUGAACGAUGUUAGCAGCCGCUCACACGCCAUCUUCACCAUCAACUUCACACAGGCUCGUUUUGAUGCAGAGCUGCCGUGUGAGACGGUGAGUAAGAUCCACCUGGUAGACUUGGCGGGCAGUGAGAGGGCUGAUGCCACUUGCGCCACCGGUGCCAGGCUGAAGGAAGGAGCAAACAUCAACAAGUCCCUGGUCACACUGGGCAUUGUCAUCUCUGCUCUGGGAGGAGAUGGAGGAAGAGGAGGGGGCUCCCACAAGGGGAAAAGGAAGAAGCAGCUCUUCAUCCCAUACAGAGAUUCGGUUCUGACCUGGCUCCUGAAAGACAGCCUGGGAGGAAACUCCAAGACCAUCAUGAUAGCAACUCUUUCUCCCGCUGAUGUGAACUACAGUGAGACACUGAGCACACUGCGCUACGCUAACCGAGCUAAAAACAUAGUCAACAAGCCCACAGUCAACGAGGACAGCAGUGUUACAGUCAUCAGAAAACUGCAGGAGGAGAUCGUCAGACUGAAAGGACUAGUGGAGAAGAACAACCUGGCUCCCCUUUCUCCUCAGGAUCUCUCCAAGACUCUGAAGGUUGAGGAGAAACUUCACAAGAAUGAGGCCAAGGUGUUAGAACUGACCAGGGAGUGGACCAACAAGUGGGGGGAGACCCAGAACAUUCUCAAGGAAGAGACUGUAGCUCUGAGGAAGGACGGUAUUGGCGUGGUCUUGGACUCCAAACUACCUCACCUAAUCGGCAUCAAUGAGGAUCUUCUCAGCACUGGCAUCAUUCUCUAUCAUUUAAAAGAGGGCAGGACGCUGGUGGGUCGAGACAAGGCGUCAUUCAAUCAGGAUAUUGUGCUCCAUGGUGCUGGUCUGCUGGAGGAACACUGUGUGUUUGAGAACCGUGACGGAGUUGUUACUCUGAUCCCCCAGAUGGGGGCGCUGUGCUCUGUCAACAGACUGGAGAUGACCAAGCCUUGUCAGCUGACACAGGGUACAGUAAUCCAGCUAGGGAGAGGGACUAUAUUCCGUUUCAACCAUCCUAAAGAGGCUGCCCAGCUCAGAGAGCAACGCAAGAGUGGCCUUCUCUCCAGCUUUUCCUUGACCGACCUCUCCAGGCUUUUCCAUCCCGGGAUGGAUGUUUUUGCUGUAGCAGGAGAGAAUGGAGAGUCUAGACAACAGAGGAGCUCUGUGCUUUCUCCUCGACUACGGACCUGUACGGUUAUGACAGAGGCCACGUCUAUGGAGGCCCCUGACUCUCGUCAUCCUUCAGCGUGUUAUGCUGCCGGAGCCGGAGCCCCUCAGCAUCUGCAGGCCAGGCUAAACAGGUGGAGCUUCGGUGAGGCUGAGGGCCGUCAGGGGCCCAGCAGUACUGCUGAUAGAGAGAGCCAGAGCAGGCUGCAGGAGAAGAGGACUCCUACUAACGCUCCCACUCUCACUUCCGACCCCACUCUCACUCCCACAGCCUUGGAACGGGACAGCCUGCAGCAGGGAUCGGAAGGAGAGGUGGAGGAGGUUGAAGAGUGGGACUCGUGUCAUCAAUUAGGGUCUGGGGUGGGGGUGUCUGAUAGGCAGAUGGAGGGAGCGCUACCUCUGCGUAGAGCGAGGGAAGAGGGAGGACUCUAUUGGGGUGAGGAGGCCUGGUCUGGGCCUUGGGACAGAGACGAGGAAAGGAACUGGGCCCUCCAGCAGACACCUGUCCUCCUGGUCCAGCAGGCUGAUGUAUGUACUGUUGGGCCAGAGGGUCUACCGGAGCCUGCUAACAAGAGCCCAGGUGUCCUGUCAGGCCUACCUGAUGGCUGCAGGGGCCUGGGAGGGGACCUGUCCAGGGCCGGAGCCCGCUACGGUGGCCCUGCAGGGACCUCAUUAGGCACUGCUGUAUCCUACCUGCAUAGAGGAGACGGAGGAGGAAUAGACGGAAGGACGGAGGAACGAACGCACCAUGCCCACCUCCCACAGGCCAGCAGCAGCUCAACAUACACACAGACCUCUCCCUCUCAGUUUGACACACACACUGCCUCUCUGUCUCAGAUUGACACACACACUGACAGCCAGGCAACACACACUGCCUCUCGGCAGGACAGACACAGACGUAGCCAGGCGGUACGCGGCCUACCGCUAGAGGCUUUGGAGGGUCAGUUCAGUCGUGUCAUGAUGGAUCGAUCCAGGACGACAGUGCAGGGCCACUGGGAGAAUGACAAGGAGGAUGAGGCUGGGGCUAGGAGGGAAGGGGAGGUGGAGCAGGCCUUCAGGCUGGGCGCUCUGGUUAGCAGGGUGUUUAGGGAGGAGGAGGUGGAGCAGGAGGGGGAGCAGCAGUUCUCUGUCUCUGGGCUAGGCGCUCUGGUUAGAAGGGUAUGCCAGAUCUCUGGGCUUGGAAGGGAGCAGGACCUAGACUCUCUGGGGGAAGAGGUCUCUGGGAUGGGUUCUCUGGUCAGCAGGGGGGUCUCCUGGAUGUUUCCGGACGCGGGGCGUCUCCUUCGCAGCUCCACCCCCAGGGUCCUGCAGCAGGUCUGGGACGGUACAGGAGUUCUGCAGCCCACAGCUGGGGAAGGGGCUGGGAGUCUGCAGCCUGGAGCCGGGGGAGGAGCCAGCUCCAACUGGUCCAGUCAGGUUGUCUCCAUUGUGAGGGAGAGUCAGGUGCUGUCGGUGGUCAAAGACAGCCAGGUCUUCUCAUUGGUCAGAGAGAGUCAUGUGUACUCCCUGGUCCGAGACAGUCAGGUGUUCUCUAUGGUCAGUGAGCUGCCAUUGGUGCAUCACAUCAGCACAGCGCUAACUCAAGACUUCGGGAGCAUUCACAAUGAGCUCACUCAGGAUCGUCAGCCAGUGGAGUCAACUGGACUCCAGCAGAGAGCUAUUGACCUCAACACAACACCAGAAAUAAACCUGCCCCUAGUCCACAACACUGUUCUCAGCACAGCACCGAGCCUGUACCCAGCCCACAACACCAUCGAGUUUGCACAUAAACGGAACACAGGUAAAGAAGUGGAUUGGAGAACAAAGGAACAGAGUCCCAUCAGAGAACUGGUGUGUACAUCGGAGCAGGAGGGCAGGGAGGAAGCUCUAGCUAAGUCAGAGGAACAGAGUCCCAUCAGAGAACUAGAGUGUACAUCGGAGCAGGAGGGCAGAGAGGAAGCUCUAGCUAAGUCAGAGGAACAGAGUCCCAUCAGAGAACUAGAGUGUACAUCGGAGCAGGAGGGAAGAGAGGAAGCUCUAGCUAAGUCAGAGGAACAGAGUUCCAUCAGAGAACUGGAGUGUACAUCGGAGCAGGAGGGCAGAGAGGAAGCUCUAGCUAAGUUGGAGGAACAGAGUCCCAUCAGAGAACUGGAGUGUACAUCGGAGCAGGAGGGCAGAGAGGAAGCUCUAGCUAAGUCAGAGGAACAGAGUUCCAUCAGAGAACUGGAGUGUACAUCGGAGCAGGAGGGCAGAGAAGAAGCUCUAGCUAAGUUGGAGGAACAGAGUCCCAUCAGAGAACUGGUGUGUACAUCUGAGCAGGAGGGCAGAGAGGAAGCUCUAGCUAAGUCAGAGGAACAGAGUCCCAUCAGAGAACUGGUGUGUACAUCGGAGCAGGAGGGCAGAGAGGAAGCUCUAGCUAAGUCAGAGGAACAGAGUCCCAUCAGAGAACUAGAGUGUACAUCGGAGCAGGAGGGCAGAGAGGAAGCUCUAGCUAAGUCAGAGGAACAGAGUCCCAUCAGAGAACUGGUGUGUACAUCGGAGCAGGAGGGCAGAGAGGAAGCUCUAGCUAAGUCAGAGGAACAGAGUCCCAUCAGAGAACUGGUGUGUACAUCGGAGCAGGAGGGCAGAGAGGAAGCUCUAGCUAAGUCAGAGGAACAGAGUCCCAUCAGAGAACUGGUGUGUACAUCGGAGCAGGAGGGCAGAGAGGAAGCUCUAGCUAAGUCAGAGGAACAGAGUCCCAUCAGAGAACUAGAGUGUACAUCGGAGCAGGAGGGCAGAGAGGAAGCUCUAGCUAAGUCAGAGGAACAGAGUCCCAUCAGAGAACUGGUGUGUACAUCGGAGCAGGAGGGCAGAGAGGAAGCUCUAGCUAAGUCAGAGGAACAGAGUCCCAUCAGAGAACUGGUGUGUACAUCGGAGCAGGAGGGCAGAGAGGAAGCUCUAGCUAAGUCAGAGGAACAGAGUCCCAUCAGAGAACUGGUGUGUACAUCGGAGCAGGAGGGCAGAGAGGAAGCUCUAGCUAAGUCAGAGGAACAGAGUCCCAUCAGAGAACUGGUGUGUACAUCGGAGCAGGAGGGCAGAGAGGAAGUUCUAGCUAAGUCAGAGGAACAGAGUUCCAUCAGAGAACUGGUGUGUACAUCGGAGCAGGAGGGCAGAGAGGAAGUUCUAGCUAAGUCAGAGGAACAGAGUUCCAUCAGAGAACUGGAGUGUACAUUGGAGCAGGAGGGCAGAGGGGAAGCUCUAGCUAAGUUGGAGGAACAGAGUCCCAUCAGAGAACUGGUGUGUACAUCUGAGCAGGAGGGCAGAGAGGAAGCUCUAGCUAAGUCAGAGGAACAGAGUCCCAUCAGAGAACUGGUGUGUACAUCUGAGCAGGAGGGCAGAGAGGAAGCUCUAGCUAAGUCAGAGGAACAGAGUCCCAUCAGAGAACUGGUGUGUACAUCGGAGCAGGAGGGCAGAGAGGAAGCUCUAGCUAAGUCAGAGGAACAGAGUCCCAUCAGAGAACUUGUGUGUACAUCAGAGCAGGAGGGCAGAGAGGAAGCUCUAGCUAAGUUGGAGGAACAGAGUCCCAUCAGAGAACUGGUGUGUACAUCUGAGCAGGAGGGCAGAGAGGAAGCUCUAGCUAAGUCAGAGGAACAGAGUCCCAUCAGAGAACUGGUGUGUACAUCUGAGCAGGAGGGCAGAGAUGAAGCUCUAGCUAAGUCAGAGGAACAGAGUCCCAUCAGAGAACUGGUGUGUACAUCUGAGCAGGAGGGCAGAGAGGAAGCUCUAGCUAAGUCAGAGGAACAGAGUCCCAUCAGAGAACUGGUGUGUACAUCGGAGCAGGAGGGCAGAGAGGAAGCUCUAGCUAAGUCAGAGGAACAGAGUCCCAUCAGAGAACUGGUGUGUACAUCGGAGCAGGAGGGCAGAGAGGAAGCUCUAGCUAAGUCAGAGGAACAGAGUCCCAUCAGAGAACUGGAGUGUACAUCUGAGCAGGAGGGCAGAGAGGAAGCUCUAGCUAAGUCAGAGGAACAGAGUCCCAUCAGAGAACUAGAGUGUACAUCGGAGCAGGAGGGCAGAGAGGAAGCUCUAGCUAAGUCAGAGGAACAGAGUUCCAUCAGAGAACUGGAGUGUACAUCGGAGCAGGAGGGCAGAGAGGAAGCUCUAGCUAAGUCAGAGGAACAGAGUUCCAUCAGAGAACUGGUGUGUACAUCGGAGCAGGAGGGCAGGGAGGAAGCUCUAGCUAAGUCGGAGGCACAGAGUAUAACCAAGGAGGAACUGUGGCCAUCAAAGGACCAGAUCAAGAUCGCGGAGGACCCACGGUGUGUCACUUGUGGAGCCAAGAGCACCAAGUCACAGCCCCCUCCAGAGCAGGGGGACAACACCAGGUCCACAGGCCCAGAGAAGAGCUCUAUUCCUGUGCAGGGGAAUCGGAGGACUGAUGGUGUUCAGGUGUAUUAUGGGAGCCUGGUGGAGUUCCCAGGGGCUCUGGUUAAACUCCAGUCCCUUCACGUAUCCACCCUUCUGGGCUGUCUCCAGUCCGUCCUCCCCUCAGUCUUCACAUCUCGGAGACUACUGGCUCUGUACUGGCUGGGCGUGGCUAACUGCAGCCAGCCCCGCCCACACAUCGCCCUCGUUCUCCUAUUGGAGUCCUGCCUCUACGCCCUGACCUUUGACCCUGACACGCCCGAUCAGACCACAUCUCUGACAGUGUUCCACCACCUCAUCCUGCUACAAGUUAAGGAGAUCCGGGUGGGUUUCUGCGGUCAGAGCCUGCAUCUCAAGGCCUCCAGUGAGGAGAGCGUCCUCACCCUCUACACCCACAGCCAGACCCUCACCCAGGCCCUCACCCACACCCUGCUUGGUGUCCUCUGUCCCGGGGACCAGCGAGUGUCCCAACACCCCCUCCUGGUGGAGGACCUGAUGGUUCUGUCUCUGGACUGGAAGGCCCAGGCACCUGACCUGCUGCUGAAUGCUGAACUCAGGCUGUCUGGCCAGUUCCACCAGACCCUAGCUGACCUGGUCUACCUCGUUCACGGCAACAUGAACAGAGAGAAGCCUCAUCUAGGAGAGGUCAGGCUGCUGCUUUACACCAGCGUUGGUGUGACAACGACCCCUGACCCCAGACCUGACCCCUCGGCCCAGCUCCUCCUCACUGACACACACCUGGGACUGGUGCAGGAGGAUGCAGUAUUCCACUCCGCCCCGCGCCACGUCCCCCUGCUUUCCCGCAAGGCCCAGUUCAAGGGGGUGACCCUCCGUUGCCGCUCUGACGUCCGCUGUGUGAUAGUCCGAGACGGGGUUGGGAGCUCGACCGGUGUGGGUGGAGAUGGACCCGGGGAUGAAGGUGGGGCAACCAGGCUGGACAUCAUCCUGUCUCAGGACUGGAGGACCAGGGGAGAGAGGGGGGACAAGCCUAGAGGUCACCCUGAAAGAGGUGCUGUUGCUGGAGCUGAUGGAAGUGAGGUAGGGGGGGUAGCUGGAGCUGGUGUCCCAUCUGCUGGCUCUAAUUCAUGUCCUCCUCCGCAGCAGGCUGAAGUAUGGAAAUUACAUUUCAGCUGCUCCUCCGAGGCCGCCUGUCUGAUUAAUCACUUGUCAAACGUCUGAAUGGUCACUGAUCAAGGACUAGAGGACUGGACACACUGUAAUGAACUAUAGCUUAGACAGGACCGGUCAGAACUGGUACCUAUCUCUCAUCGAGAGGAUGGCAAGGUGUGUUUGCUCACUGAGUGGCAGUCAAGGGUCCAGUGUAUCUCAAACAAACAAGAUGGAGAAUAUCGCUACCAUUAAACUAUUUAGGGCCAGUUUCCCGAACACAGACUAAGCCUAGUCAUGGACUUAAAAGCAGGCUCAAAAGACAAUCUCCUUAUACCUUCUAGUCCAUAGAGUAUAGUAAUAUAUUGAUGAUGUGUUUAAAGUUUUGGUGAAUGUUUCCAUGCACAUAUUUCUAUGCAAUUUCUAAAUCAAAUUUUCCACUUACUUUCACAUUCAUUUAAAGAGACUCAGCGACAUGACGUAGAUGCAGAAAGUAAACAGCAUAGUGGGUCAAUUUCCGCAACAACUAAGAGCGUUGAAGCGCGAGGCU